Alosa sapidissima (American shad) is the source of this 7186-nucleotide messenger RNA. It is a transcript of the gene celf6, whose product is annotated as CUGBP Elav-like family member 6. Gene Ontology annotation, biological process: regulation of alternative mRNA splicing, via spliceosome; mRNA splice site recognition. The record is from RefSeq and is a predicted model, not a curated record. Gene Ontology annotation, molecular function: mRNA binding. The transcript has 13 exons. Bases 356 to 1840 code for a protein of 494 amino acids. Lineage: Eukaryota; Metazoa; Chordata; Actinopteri; Clupeiformes; Clupeidae. Gene Ontology annotation, cellular component: ribonucleoprotein complex; nucleus; cytoplasm.
GAAAAGAAACAGACUGAGAACGGGACGAGGGAUGAAAACACACAAAACAUAAAUAAGGCUUAAUCACAAGACAGAGAAAACACUGGUUUAGAGGGGGGCACAGUCAGGCGAAGGACUGUGUGCAAAAGAGGAGAGUAAAAUAAAGGAAGGAAGGCAGGCAGGAAGGGAGAGGAGGAGUGUGCAGUUGGUUUGAGGGAGAACAGAAAAGGGAGAGCGUGAGUGGUGCGAGGGAACCGCGGAGAGGGAGAGGGGAAGUGAGAGAGCGCGAGCGAGCGUGAGAGCGAGGGAGAGAGUGGGAGCGAGUGAGAGAGAGAGAGAGAGAGCAAGCUUGAAGCCGCUGGUCCAUUGAAGAAAGAUGGCUACAGUCACAGCAAACGGAGUGCAGCAAGAGAAUGGAUUCAGCACUACGACCAGCGCCGGCAGAAUGAACGGGCUUACAAUCGGACAGAACACCAUUCCCAUGAAGGACCACGACGCCAUCAAGCUCUUCAUUGGCCAGAUCCCCAGAAACCUUGAGGAGAAAGACCUGAAACCGCUGUUUGAGGAAUUCGGCAAGAUAUACGAACUCACCGUACUGAAAGACAGAUUUACAGGAAUGCAUAAAGGAUGUGCCUUUCUAACCUACUGCGCCCGAGAGUCCGCGUUGAAGGCCCAGAGUGCUCUGCAUGAACAGAAGACGCUGCCAGGGAUGAACCGACCAAUACAGGUGAAGCCAGCCGACAGCGAAGGACGAGGAGAAGACAGGAAGCUGUUUGUUGGGAUGCUGGGGAAGCAGCAGAGUGAGGAGGACGUGCGGCGGCUCUUCGAGACCUUCGGCCAGAUCGAGGAGUGCACUGUCCUCCGGGGGCCCGACGGGGCCAGUAAGGGCUGUGCUUUUGUGAAGUUCUCCAGCCAUGCCGAGGCCCAGGCAGCUAUCAACAGUCUACAUGGCGGCCAGACCAUGCCAGUCCUCCAGGGGGCGUCCUCUAGCCUGGUGGUCAAGUUCGCUGACACGGAUAAGGAGCGGACCCUGCGCCGGAUGCACCAGAUGGCAGGCCAGCUCGGGAUCUUCAGCCCCAUGACCAUCCAGUUUGGAGCCUACGGUGCUUACACUCACGCUGUAAGUCCCAGCUCUCAGAUGAUCCAGCAGCAGGCGGCCCUCAUGGCGGCGUCCCAGGGUUCCUACCUGAGCCCCAUGGCGGCCAUCGCCGCUGCGCAGAUGCAGCAAAUGGCAGCUUUUAAUGUCAACGGCCUGGUGGCAACCCCCAUGACUCCCUCCUCAGGUGGGUGUGUGUGCACCAGCACCCCCCCGGGCAUCGGUGGCACUGCCGUGCCCAGCCUCGCAGCGCCUAUCGGGGUGAACGGCUUCAGUGCCCUCCCGCCCCAGAGCAACGGUCAGCCUGCGUCCGAGCCCAUCUACACCAACGGCAUUCACCCCUACCCAGCACAGAGUCCUACAGUGACAGACCCGCUCCAGCAGGCUUACGCCGGUGUACAGCACUACGCAGCAGCCUAUCCAACCGCCUAUGCGCCGAUCAGCCAAGCGUUUCCCCAGCAGCCAGCCAUCAUUCCCCAGCAACAGAGAGAAGGACCUGAAGGCUGCAACCUGUUCAUCUACCACCUGCCCCAGGAGUUUGGCGACGCCGAGCUCAUGCAGAUGUUCCUGCCCUUUGGGAACGUCAUCUCCGCCAAGGUCUUUGUCGACCGGGCGACCAAUCAGAGCAAGUGUUUUGGCUUUGUCAGCUUUGAUAACCCAUCCAGUGCUCAGGCUGCCAUCCAGGCCAUGAAUGGCUUCCAGAUUGGCAUGAAGAGGCUGAAAGUGCAACUCAAGCGGCCAAAGGAUGCCAACCGACCUUACUGACCCUCACGCCACAUCCACUUACUAGGAUGAAGGGCCACAACUCCUUAUUUCCACAAGUGCAGUAUAAGUACAAGACUUUUCGCUCUGCUACAUAUCACAAGAGAAGGGUGGUCCCUUGACUCUACGGGGAAGAUUUUAAAAAACGGGCGGCUGAGACAGAGAGGAGGAAGGAACAUGGAGAUUCUUUUCUUGGCAGUUUUUUUUUCCUUUUCAUUUUUUAAACCCCCUCAGUUUGCUUUGGCAUCUGUGAAAGAGGAUGUUUUGCAGAGACCAAAUUUUUGCUGCUGUUUUUAGAAAGGAGGAGAAUCUUUAUAGACACAUUAUGCUCAAAGCAUGCAUUCUGACAGAUAUAGAGUCGCGCGCAGACACAUACACAACACACACACACACACACACACACACACACACACAGACACACACACACACACACACACACACAAUCAGACUCACUGAUUCCCACUUACAGACAGACAAAUAUAGACAUGACCACAAUAUGCACAGUAUUUUGAAAACCUGCACAUAUAUGAACAUGUGUGUGUGCCAGUGUACAAAUAAACAUAAACAGCACAUAUAAUAUCCAGAUUGCACACAUACACACACACACAAACACACACACACACACACACACACACACACACACCAGCCUGCUGCCAUUUUGGUUUUUUGUGCCUACACAGGUGUCGUGCUCUGAGCCAGAGCUCGCUCUGGAUCGCCAGUACAGAGAAGAGGAGAAUCCAGGAUAAUUAACAUGCAUCAUUCCUUAGGAUAUAGGGACCAAAGGACUAAAAAAAAAAAACGCUUUUUAAAAAGAAUAUAAAUAUAUGACUAUAAAUAUAUAUAAAUAUAUAUAUAUUUAAAAAACACUCUUACCUUGUAGCUGCAAGUAUUCCAAUUUAGUAGUAGUCAAGAGAAAAUCCUUAAUUCAGUAACCAGUAGCCUAAUUAAGGUAAAAAAAAGAGGAAAAGUAUGUAUUUAAGACAAACAUGAAGUGGAGCUGGGAUAUGUUGCUCUGGUAGCUGUUUUUUGCACCAGGUGGUAGAUUAGGGGAAACAAUGUAGAUUAGAAAUGUAGAUUUGCUAAUUUUGCUGUAGUUUUUUUUUCUUUUCAUUUCUGUUUUCUAAAGUUAAAAAUAUAAUAAUACUUGAACUUGUACAGAAAACGGAAAAAGGACAAAACGAAACAAACCUGUUGAAGUUAAGAAGAUUAGCAGUUUUCGUCCUGCGGACAGCUGCAGUCCUCUGCUGUUCAGCCACUGGAUAGACAACUUGACAAAAUACACAUGCCAGAACACAGACAGACAGUCUAUAAAGGAACUGUUUGGAAAAGAGGACAAAAAAGACAAAAAAACAAAAAAAAACAACGAAAGACCAUCUAGAUGUCUGUACUGGACAGGGUGCAGGGCUUCCCACAAGCCUCUGAGUUCAAGCGACAAUCCACUGUAAAGACCAAGCGAAAUGGACAUGGUGACUUUUCUUUUGCUUCUGUCCUUUGUUUUUUCCUCCUUAAGCUGUUUUGUACUAUGACAAGGAGAGAGUUGUCAAGAAACUGAUCCAAGAAGGGGCACUGGAUUUCCUAAAACAGAGCACAUGGAUGAGAAGAAGGUGGGAUGAACUGUUAAAACUGCCUGAUGAAUGGACUCAUCACCAUCCUCCUCAUCAUCAACUUAUCCAUAUGCUGAGUGAAAAACAAAAAUAAUACUAUAAAACAAAACAAUAAAAAUAACGUAUGACAUAUAAAAGGCACACUUACCUACACAAAGAUGUUUGGAGCCGCUGAUACCAUUGCAAAACCCAUAUGCUCUAGAGGUACUUGUCAUAUAAAAAUACCCAGAGCCUUUCUACCGAACUGACCCAUAUGUACCAUACAACACACAUUUGGUUUGUGGUGGAAAAACAGAGACAAAGCUUUUGAGAACUCAUUUUAGCUUACUAGAGUGAACUGAUGUAAAUGCCACUUUUAAACCUGCUCUCUCUCUCGACUUCCUUCUUGAGGAGAAACUCUUCUGUUGUCUCGACAUGAUGCAGCCUGAGCGUUUGCCAUGUUCAGUGUGACGGGGAUAGACCAGAAGCACUUCACCUGCCUACUCUACUGUACCCUGUCCUCCAAGCACCAUCACUACAUUCCAAGCUGAACUUUGCUGUCACCCUUAAAGUGUGACUUCAUAUGAAGUUCAUUUGACCCUGUCCAAACCCUCGUCUCCCCAUGUUUAAGCUUUUUUUUUUUUUUUUUUUUUUUUGCCAACAAUGAUGGAUGUCAGCCUGCCAGGCACUAAAUCAGUAUUUUUGUCCUUCUGUAUGUUGUUUAUUCUGCUAAAGAUUCAAGAUUUUGAAAGAAAAGAAAAAAAAAACAGUCUCUCUCUGUUCCAAAGGUUUGCUUCUCAGUUUGUGUACAGUCACGCUCAAGAACUAGUCCCCCUACCCCUGAAGCCUCCUGAGAUCCACAGAGAAAAGAUUAAAAGUUAGAACAGUGAGUGUGUGUGAGAGUAUGCAUCUGUGUGUGAGAGAGAGAUAGAGAGAAUGAGAGAGAGAGAGAGAGAGAGAGCUUUGGAUGAGCUGGAGAGGAGGCAGAGGUAACAAGGAUGUCAACAACCAAACCUCACCUCUCCUCUGCCCUAUGAUCAACCAGCAUGCCAGCAUAUAUAGUGUGGCCUUCAUCCUUUACUAUUGCUGAGGAACUCUCCUCUCCCUCUCAUUCCUGAUCGCCACCCCAAGGGACCAAAUCUGUGCCAUCCCAACAAUCCGUAGCCUUUACUUUUGCCCAGAGGCCAGCGACUGCAUCUGCGAGGAAAAAAAACGUGAUUGCAAGAGGACCUAAAACCAACAAACGAACCAGUGUUUCAGAAAGAUGCCUGCAGCCUGUGUCUACAUUUGUGUGUGUGUUUACCUAGGAGACGACGCAUUCCAAAUCACAACGUCUCAAACAGGGAAAACACACCAAGCUUUACCGCACUGACCCCCAACCCCCCCCCCACCUGGAGCGCACAGGCAACGCCAUCGUUGUAUCCUAUCACGGAUCUCUAGAAAUGCAGAUCAGCAAGUUAGCCAACACAGCUCAGCACUUUGUUUCUCCCUUUCUUUCUGCAGUUUUGUUUCCCCUCUCUGUGUUGUUUGCUGUAACGGUUUUGGUUCGUUUGAAAUGCUCCCCUGUAAUCACAUUCUUUUCCCUGCGCCAUGUUUCCAUGUCAUUGACUGAAGUGAUGUACCUAGAGCGUAUAAGUAAUUACAUGCUGUAAUUAGUUAUCAAUCUAUAUGUGCCUGCCUGCCUAAGUGUGUGUGAACCUCUGGAACAGUGUUUCAAUCUGGAGACCUCAUUCCAUAGCUCUCGCUUGCAGUCCCUGCCACGGCAUUAGUCACGGUUGUUCAACUACCCCCACCACUCCCCAAGUGCGUCAGCAAACACGCACCUCUAUACAUUAACACCAGCCGAGCGAGUAGAUGAGUAGAUCAUCUGCAUAAUCACACAGACCGAAUUACCAUUGAGAUCUCAGUCCCUGAAUAGUCUCCCCAAUGACGAGUGCGAGAUUAGGGAGAAUUAUACUCCAAACAGGUCCGACGCCAGCAACCGCAGUGGCAGUGCGAGAGUGAGUACCACAUUGCAGGUCACAGUAAAGGGAUUUAGACUGAAGAGUGAAGAGUGAACCGAAGCUCAUCAAUAUCACACCACAUCGCUAAUAACCUCUCUUUUUUCUUUACUUUAGUGGGAUAGGGCGUGAAAUGCAUUGACGUUGUUCAUGUGUUUGGGGUUCAGAGACAUUUGGAGAGAGCUGAGGGAUUGAGGGGUCUGAGUCUGAAACAUUGUGCCAGAGCGAAGGGGAAAAGAACCUAGCGCUGACAAUUUAGGGGCAAGUCUGGGCACAAACCAUUGGAAAUCCACUGAAUAUCCUGCAGUUGUGCAGCACAGCUGCAAUAUGGCCUUUUUCUAUUAUGUCCCAGCUUUCAGCACGUAAUUGUCUGUCUCAUCCAGCUCCACAAAGCUUUCCAUUUCUGCAGACACCUGUGUGUAUUAUGUUCUCUUUCCAGGACUGUAUUACUGCUGGGACACCUAUGAAGCACAGAGUAUUGUUCAGCACUGACCGAGAUAUGGUGAAGCACAGAUGAUGUUUUUUCAUUCCUUCUUUUUUUGUUUGUUUUGUUUUCUUUAUUUUCCUGUUUUCUUUUUCAGUACUGAAAGUGACUUACUUUGAAAACAACGUCCCAGUGUAAUGGUCUUCUGUGACCUCUAAUUGCCUUCUGAAACCUUAGUGAAAAUAACUAGCACUUAACUAGCCUUUGCCCAUUAGACCUACUGUACAGAACUACACAAGGUAUCAGUGACGUAGGACGCUAAACAAAUGCUUCUUUUUAAGUUUACAGGACUGCUUGCUUUCUGUCUCGCCAUAUUAUGUUAGUGUUACGUGAUUAAAAAUAAUUGAAUCAAUAGGGUAUCAAAUCUAAUGUCCCCAGCAUCAGAAGUCUUAAGUCUCAGAAGCUUUUUAUCCCAACAGCCAUCAGAUACUAAAGCAGUUAUUGGCCUUCACAGAUCCUUGGUACAACAUGCUGCGCAUUUGCGACUGCUGCCAUCUGUACGUUAGUGUUGUAUUCUGCUUCAAGUUUUGUUUAGGCUUGGUUGUUGAUUGGCCACUGGAGGAAAUCCCCUAUGUACAGUACAAGGAACACCUGUUCUGUGUAUAUAUCUGAAAAACCUGUUAGCUUAGCUUUCAGUGUGGCCACUCUUUCUGAGGACCGCUUCAGCUAGCGCUCAUCCAAGGAAUCCUUGAAAGAGAUCAUGUGCUCCACUCCUUCUAAAUCAGACUUGGAGUUAAGGGCUGAUGGCACCACCACUGUAGGUGUUCCUAGUCUGAUCUGUCUCUGUGUUUCAUAGUGAGGAGGAGAGGACCAUGCACAGUAGGCUGAAGUAGGAGACAUCACAUCAUAAAUGUCACAGACACACACACACACACAUAGAGACACAGUCCGAUAACUGCACACAAACACAUAUUGAAUCAGAGAUCUGUUCCACAAGGCCAGUCUUAUUACUCCAGCUCCCAAGAGAGGAGGCUGGUGUAGCAUCCAGUGAAAACAGAAUGGCACUAAACAAACACUCAAAAAUGAAGGACUAAGUGUGUGUGUGUGUGUGUUGGGGGAUAGAAAAGCUGUUAGAAUUUAGUUUGUUUAUUCACCACUGUUUACUUUUGUUCUUAUUUUAACCACUGAAACUGCCUGUGAAGCUAAUAGAUGCUACACCCUCCAGGUCUGAACCCUGUGGACAGGCAGUGGCGCACCAUUACUCAAACACUGCUGACCAAUAGAAUCUAAGCUACAGAGGUGGCCUUGCUUUGCUCAGGACUUACAGUGCAGGCUUGUAGAA